AUGCUUCUUCCUAGGAGAAAUGACGCUCCUCGAACUGGAAUGUAUAGUUACCGCCGCCUGCAAUACCGGCCUUUGCUCUCAUCAGAAGAAGCUAUUGAAGAGGCAAAUGAGUACUUGGCAAAAAAUACCUCAGACACAGAAAUGUUACUACAACGGGCAAAAGCUUUAGUACGAUUGGGACGGUACUCUGAAGCCCAUGCUGAUCUUUCAAUUCUUAUAAAACCUUUUCAGGGAAAUGGUCACCCUACUAAAAUAGUGCAUCUCUUAUUUUAUCGUGGUCUUUGUUGUGAAAAGAUGUCACGUAUUGAUGAUGCCAUUGCAGAUUUUACAGCAGCACUUGAUAUUGCUCCUUCUCACAAGCGAUCAGCAUAUGAACGUGCAGCAUGCCAUAAUAAAAAGGGAAAUUUUACUGCAGCAAUUUUGGAUUAUGAGAGAGCAUUACAGUAUGAUUUGGGUCGAUCUAACUUUCUUAUGCAUCGAAAUACUCGAAGUCGUUUUGCAAAAGCUCGUCAACAACAACUGUCUAUGCCAACAUCUUGUGUAACAUCGCCAGAUCAUGUGAAUCGUGCUUCUGUUUUGCAUAUGAAUAAUAUAUCCACACAUGGUGGUAAUAAAAAAUUAUCACUCGCGUCUCCACUUGAUGUUCGUGCUAUAACAUCAGCUGUAAUGGAUGAUACGUUAAGGCCAAAUUAUCCCAUUUCUACACCAUCUGGUAGUCCUGAAUGGAAUCGGACCACAUCAUCAUCAUCAUCAUCAUCAUCAUUAUUAUUAUCAUUUUCCACAGUUCAAAACUCUGAGGCAGCAGAGCAACAUCAUCAGCGUGGACUUGCCUUCCGAAAACAAGGUGAUUUAAUACAUGCUAUUAAUGAAUACACUGCUGCCAUACAACUAGAUCCAAAGAAUUUUAAGGCAUUAUUUAACCGUGGAUUUUGUCAUGACAAGAUUGGUAAUUAUGAUGCAGCUAUUCAUGAUUAUGAGGCUGCUAUGGAAUUAGAACCAAGGUAUGCGUAUACAUAUUAUAACCUUGGUAUAUCAUACGAUCGUCGUGGUGACCAUUUUGAAGAAGCUAUAGCCAUGUUUGAUAAAGCUAUAUCACUAGAUAAUACCAACGCUGAUUUUUAUCACAAUCGUGGUUUCAGUCAACGAAAAUUGGGAAAAUAUCGUGAAGCCAUAAAAGAUUAUACUACAGCGUUAUCUCUUGAUGCCCAACAUUUUAAAGCAUAUUAUAAUCGUGCUUUUUGUUAUGAUAAGUUAGGAGAAAUUACUAACGCUAUUGAAGAUUACACUAAUGCCAUAGCUAUUCACGCAAACAAUCCCAAUGCCUAUCAUAAUAGGGGUGCAGCAUUAGAAAAAAUUGGCCGACUUAGUGAUGCUAUUAAAGAUUACACAGAAGCUAUUAAACUAGAUGGCGAAAACCCUUUUACAUAUAAUGCUCGUGGAGUAGCUUAUGAUCGUAUUGGUAUGUAUGAUGCAGCUCUUAGUGAUUUAACGAAAGCUAUUGUACUCUCCUCCAAUAAUGCGAUGUUUUAUCAAAAUAGAGGUGCCACAUAUCAAAAUAUGGAGUGUUUUCCAGAAGCACUACGAGAUUAUGAUGUUUCACUUAAAUUAGUAGAACAAUAUGAGAAUAAAAGGUUUGAUAUGGUUUCUGAUGAUAAAAUGGUACAGAAAGUAAAUACAAUGAGAAUCAAAAUAUUAAGCAAUCGUGGUUUUUGUCACGCACGUCAGGGCAAUUAUGAAGCGGCUAUUCAAGAUCUCUCAGCUGUCUUUACAGUAGAUCCUGAUAAUAUACUUGCUUUGUAUAAUCGUGGUAUAUGUUAUGAUAAACUUGGUAAUCACAAAUACGCAGUGGAAGAUUUUUCUCGUAUUAUUGAAAUAGAUGCAGGAAAUGCCGAUGCACACUUUAGUCGUGGUUCUGCAUUGGAAUCUCUACAGGAAUAUGCAGCGGCGCUAGAUGAUUAUGCAGUAGCACUAGCUCUAGAUGUUGACAAGAGUAACUUGACAGAUGUUAAGGCCUUGACGAAAUUUAAAGCAGAACAUCGUGCUACAGUGGCAUCUCAACGCGUAUUUCAACUCCUUGGUAAUCAAGUGGAAUGUCACCCAAGUAUGCGAAAUUUGUCCUAA
Messenger RNA from Trypanosoma theileri, 2121 nucleotides. RefSeq lists its product as uncharacterized. Gene Ontology annotation, molecular function: protein binding. The transcript has a single exon. Lineage: Eukaryota; Euglenozoa; Kinetoplastea; Trypanosomatida; Trypanosomatidae. The record is from RefSeq and is a predicted model, not a curated record. The coding region runs from base 1 to 2121 and encodes 706 amino acids.